UCAGCAGCUCCCUGCUCAGCUCAGGCUGACCACAGACUCCACUCUCGCCCAGAGCCUCGAGCCGUGAGUGCCUCAGGCGGGGACCAGGCCUCCAGAGUUGGAGACCGAAGCUCAACUGGAUGAAUUAAAUUCACUGGGUUUAACUGGACAGUGGAGUAGCACCAAGACCUAUAUAUAGACAAUUGAUGGGUGCUUGGAAGUUGGCGUGCAUAUUCAGAAAUGUUUUGCCACCUGAAGCCUUUGAGGAGGUUGGCUAUCACCUGCAUGGCAGUUUGUCCCAGAGAAUAAUCCCUGUGUCUGACAGGUUCUGCCUGAAGAAGAUCCUCCCUCAUUGGCUUCACUACUCUCGAGCUCUAUCAGGAGCAGAAGCCAUCAAUGCCUUGAGGCCUUUCUACUUUGCAGUUCAUCCGGAUUUCUUUGGACAGCACCCCAGGGAAAGGGAAAUCAAUGAAAAUUCUCUUAAGAGAUUAAGUGUCUACUUAGAAAAUCUCCAGAAACCAGGCUUUAAGUCUCUGAAACCAACUCAGCUUACAUUUUACAUAAGAGAAAAGACAGCCCAGCACUCCUCUGAAGGCCAGGAGCCUUCCAGUACUUCUGGGUUUCGAGCAGUCAGAUUUACUUUGCACACCAGCGAUCUGCUAAGCACAGUGUUAUAUAUUCUCAACUCCUGCAGUUUGUCUGCUGAACACAUCCAAAGCUUGAACACUAAUGUGCACUCCCAGCCUCUCAAGGAAACCACAGGGAUGCCUGGCAGACCCAUCAAAUGGCAUAGGUCCUACUAUUCCUUUACUGGGUUCAAAGACCCUGAUGAAGACCUUGAACAGGUCUCAAGAGUGGAAACAACCCUCAUGUCCUGGUUAGGUAGCAAUGGGAAAAGUGCUGUUAAAAAGCUGAAGAACAGUUUGCCACUUAGGAAGGAGCUGGAUCGUCUGAAGAGUGAGCUGUCUGAGCUUCUGCAGCUUUCAGAUAUCAGGUGGCAGAGGGGCUGGGGUGUUGCCCACCGCUGCAGCCAGCUGCACAGUCUUAGCCGCCUAGCACAGCAGAGUUUGGAGCCACUUCAGAAUGCAAAGGGAUGCACCAUCGUAUUCACAGAUCGCUCCGGGAUGAGUGCACUGGGCCACGUGAUGCUGGGGACCAUGGAUGUCCACCAUCACUGGACAAGACUCUUUGAAAGCUUGCCAAAUUAUUUUGAUCUUCAGAGGAGGAUGUCAGUCUUAGAAGACCAGAUAAGCAGUCUUCUAGGGGGCAUCCAAGUGGUUUAUAUCGAAGAGCUACAGCCAGAAUUCACAAUUGAUGAGUACUACUCCCUCCUCAAUGUGUUCUAUAAUCAGCUGCUGAAAAGUAGGGUACCGUCCCACCCUCAAGGUCUGAGCGGCUUGCAGAUGAUCCUCAGCAGUGACAGGUAUGAGCCAACCUUGCAUGAACUUGGACAUUUUAACAUCCCAGCCCUCUCAGAUCCAGCAGGCCUCCAGUCAUUUAUGAGAGCCAAAGCUCGGCAGGCAAGAGAGAACAUGACCAGAAGGGAGGAGUUAAAAGUUAUUGAAAACGAGUUGAUUCAGGCUUCAACAAAGAAGUUUUCCCUGGAGAAGUUAUAUAAAGAGCCCAGCAUUUCUAGUAGACAAAUGGUGGACUGUUGUAAGAGACUUCUAGGACAGUCCCUGCCUUAUCUACAUGGGAUGCGCCUCUGUGUGUCACAUUUUUAUUCUGUUAUGCAAGAUGGAGACCUGUGCAUCCCCUGGGACUGGAAGAAAGGAGAAGCUACCAAGUAACACAGAUAGCUGUUUUACUUUCUGGAGAAAUGAGAAACUGUUGAAUUUAUUUAAAUUCAGUUUGAUAUAUUAUUAGUGUUCACAGGUUAGAACACAGUUCCUGACUGCUGCUCUAAAAGUGGAGUGAGCCUUCCUUUGUGGUAAUUUUAUGCUAAGAAACUUAUCUUUCAAAGGUUUUAUCCCCUAGUUUUAUGAUGCUGAUGGCUAGGCAAAAAGAUCCUUAGAAAGAAAACUAUUUUAAAGAUAUGUAAUAGAGAGUUUGGUAAGUCAUAUAUUUUUAUAUGAGUGGAUGUGUGUGUAUAAAAAUUGACCUCAUUCAGUAUAGCUCUUUAGUACUAGAACUCAUUUUUACAUCCAACACAGUUCAAUGUAUGUCUUCAUAGUUACAUCUCAUAGACACACACACUUUGUAGCCAGUAAUGGACAGUUAUGUUCAAAACAGAUGAUUGAUGAGUAGCAAAAAUUAAAUAACCACGUUUUGUUUGAGAAAGUUCUGUUUUUGUUUUUUGUUUUGUUCUGUUUUUGUUUUUGUUUUUGUUUUUCAAGACAGGGUUUCUCUGUGUAGCCCUUGCUGUCCUGGCACUCACUCAGUAGACCAGGCUGGAACUCACAGAGAUCCGCCUGCUUCUGCCUCCCGAGUACUGGAACUAAAGGCAUGUGCCACCACCACCCAUUGAGAAAGAUUUUUUAAAACCCUAUUAAACAUAUGCUAUCAACACUGUUUGAUACUAGUUUAUUUAAAUACAUGAUUUCUUCUACCAAUCAAAAUAUCUGUAGAGCAUGUAUUUGGUAGACAGAGGCCCUGGGUUCCAUCCCUAGUACCAAGAAUGAGUCAGAUGUAUUAUUGUCAUUAAUCCAGAAGCUCCUCCUAAAAGCUGUCAGCACUGGCCCAGGUACAGCCUGCAGCCUCCUGUGAUCUCUGAUGUCUCCCACAUAGUGGGAGGCCACUGUCUAUUCAGAGCAGACACACACACACACACAAACACACACACACACACACACACACACACACACACUCUCUCUCUCUCUCUCUCUCUCUCUCUCUCUGUCUCUGUGCCCUUCUCCCCUGAGGAAAUCCUGAGUUUUUCCCACGGUGCAUCAGAACAAAGGAGACAUUACAGUCAGUUUUUCAUGUUUUGGACUUUUAUAAAACAUUAGUUAUUUAAACAGUUCAAUUGUAUGUUCAAAAUAAGAACUGAAUUGUAAAAGGAGUAUGUGUGCCAUUAUUGUUUUGACCCAUGCUAAUUAGACAAAUGUUGCUAUAAAUACUAUCCAAAAUAUUCUACAUAAGAAAGAGUCCUCAAGUUGGGUUUAGUGGUGCACGCCUUUAAUCCCAGCACUCAGGAGGCAGAGGCAGGUGGAUCCCUGUGAGUUCAAGGACAGCCUGGUCUACAAAACAAGUUCCAGGACAGCCAGAGCUGUUACAUAAAGAAACCCUGUCUCAGGGUGGGGGAGGAGGAAGAGUUCACAAAGAUAGGAUAGUUUAUUGGAAAAUUGAUUAUGCCACUUGUAACAUCAGCUAACACAGAAUCUUCUGUGAUGUGUGUUGAACUGGAUUUGUCUCCAAACUAAUUGUUACAUAAUAAAAAAAUACCUUGUUGACCAUA
Molecule: messenger RNA, 3376 nt
Organism: Cricetulus griseus (Chinese hamster)
Lineage: Eukaryota; Metazoa; Chordata; Mammalia; Rodentia; Cricetidae
Source: RefSeq, a predicted model, not a curated record